UCUGUAGGUCCUCCCCACUCUAUUCCACUGAAUAACGCUGAAUAUCCAAUAUGGCAACUGCGAGGGUCGUGGCAUAACUUGCCGAUGAACAUGUUUUGAAAUAUCGCGAAAUUUGAGUUCUAAUAACGUGCUCAGAGGAUUAGGUUUGUAGACUAUAGUGUACGUGCGUAGUUAUUUAGGCGUACUCGGCAUUGUUCAGACAUCUAAACUGGAAUAACUGUACUAUAAUUAGGAGAUUUCAGAAAUAUGGGCAAACAAAAUAGCAAAUUGAAACCAGAAGUUUUGGAAGACCUCAGACAAAAUACAGAAUUCUCAGAUGCUGAAAUCCAGGAAUGGUACAAAGGCUUCUUGAAAGAUUGCCCAAGUGGUCAUUUAAGUGUAGAAGAAUUUAAAAAAAUCUAUGGAAAUUUCUUUCCGUAUGGUGAUGCAUCAAAAUUUGCAGAACAUGUCUUCAGAACCUUCGAUGCCAAUGGUGAUGGCACAAUUGAUUUUCGAGAAUUCCUAUGUGCACUCUCUGUUACAUCUCGAGGCAAAUUAGAACAAAAAUUGAAAUGGGCAUUCAGCAUGUACGAUCUUGAUGGAAAUGGCUAUAUUUCAAGACAGGAAAUGCUUGAAAUUGUAACGGCAAUCUAUAAAAUGGUUGGUUCCGUAAUGAAGAUGCCAGAGGAUGAAUCAACUCCAGAGAAACGAACCGAUAAAAUUUUUCGGCAGAUGGAUAAGAACAAGGAUGGAAAGUUGUCUUUAGAGGAAUUCAUUGAAGGAGCUAAAAGCGACCCGUCCAUUGUGCGACUGCUGCAGUGUGACCCUCAAGCUCAGUGAAAAGCAUCACAAACAAUUGAACAGUGUUGAUAUAUAAUCAGGUGUCAACAAUGACAGGGAAGUGAUUUUCAGCCUUCUGCUGAACAGCUGUACACAAAGGUUUGGUUCAAGAACUUGGGAUGUGUUUCAUUGUUUAGAACACUGUGGGGUGGAACUCUCUUGUAAAGUGCAUUGCUCAUUUCUUAUCAAAAUGACGUUAACAAUAUGGAGUCAAGAAACAAGAUGUGUCUUGUGUUUGUCAGUUGUUAUCAGGUAAAUAGUAUAUGUUGAAUAGAAUUACACAAGUUGUAUAUUUUUAGCCCCUUUUGUGAUUUGCCAUACUAAACACUUUACAUAAUCAACUUGCCAUCAGGAAAGAAAAGAUUCAGUGUUGUAUUAAGCCUGGCAUACAGAUUGGAACAGAUCUUCAUUGAGAAUGAACACAACUUGUUUCUGCUCAUUACAUGUAGCAAUGCACUUAUGAGUUCUGCAGUUGAGUUGACCUUUCUGGUGUAGAAGUAUUGGAAAGGCAGUAUACUUAGAACAGUUUAGAACUUAUUUAAUUUCAAAAAGAAAGGAACAGUAUUGAAAUGUCUCAAGAAUAUUGCAGUUGAACUGUGUAGCAUGGUUAUCUAGCAUUUCUUCAUAAGCAUAUAUGAACUGAUUGAAUCACUGAGUGUGGGUGAGUUGUGCAGAUACAGACAUGUGUACAUAUUCAGUCUAAAAUUUCAAAUCAUUCAUUCACAGCACUUGAAUUCUCUUCAUUACAAUCUUGUUGACUUCAAACACAAAAUAUAAAGCGAUAUACAAGCUUGUACCAGUGUAAGUCUUGGCUUACAGAUCGCAUUUGUUUUUCUCUUACAUUUGUUUAAUUUUAUUACAAUUAAUAAAUUUUCUAUUGAAAUUUGGUGUGCUGUGUUAUUUGUUGUUGUAUUUAGCUCUUUCACUUAUAACCUUUUGCAGAUAUUUUGCAUAUUUUUGUAUAUUGGUGAGCAGAAUAAAAUAUAUCAUUUUAUAUAUUACAGCUACAUCUCACCUUAACAAAUUCACUUUCAGUGUUGGGUAAGAUAUUUUAAAAGUACAGUAUCUUCAUACAAUCAGUGAUUCCAAAAAAAGUUCAUUGAUUAAAUUUAUGAAUUUCUAAUAUUAGCCAAGGAAUAUAUUGAAUUUGCCUUCAAAAUUAAUAAUGUAAUAUUUAAAUACUUUCCUUGUCAAGGAAGGUUUCAGAUCUUUAAAAUAAUUAUUUAAAAUUAUUUCAUUUACUGUGCAUUUCCUUCGUUAAUGCUUCUCACUGUCCGUCUCUUUAAAGAUUUAAGGUGCUGUGAGAAAAAUUAUUGUGAUGGAAGAUAAUUGUAUAUCGAAUGUAUUAAUGUUUAAAGUUUGCAUUUUCUUGUGCUUGCUGUGGUGUUUAAAAAUAACUAGUGAUAAAGCGUGGUUACAACUAGUUAUUUUAUGGUUUUAUUAUUUUAUAAACUAAGGAUAUAAAAUUAGAAUGCAUUUGUUUAAGAAUGAAUAUGCUGACCUGGAAAGUAAUGUCAUUAGAAGUAUUCCUGACUGAAAAUAGAUGGAUUAAUUUAGUUUAUAUUAGGAUUACAAAUGUUUCAAGGAGAUACAUUUAUUUAGAUUGAAACAUAUUUCAUUGUUUGUUCAUGAUAUGCCAAUGUUGCUGUCAAAACUGUGAUGAACUAAUAAUGAAAUUGUCAUUAACAGUUGCAUUCAUUGCAUAAUAUCUUUACUGUGAUCUUUACUGCAGGAAUGUUCACAGUAUUUUUGAAAUAUUGAAACUGAAAUUGUUGUAUUUGUGAUGUUAGUAAUUAUGUAAUAUUACAUAUUACCAUGUUUUACAUGCAAUGCAAGCUGAUAGCAGUGGGAACAAAUUUCAAUAUGUAAUUUAAACAUUUUUUCUUAUUAUUUGGGUAUUCAGAGAAUUUACAGGCAACUUGUGUAAUAAAAAAUUUAAAUCUUUCGUAGCUGUUUUUGUAUUUCAUAAAUAUAUGUGUACGCAACUUUCUACAUACACACACAUGCACACGCACAUGUAUGUAUGUAAAUACAUUUAUGUGUGUAUAUAUAUAAAUGUAUAAUGUUUUUACAUGUACAUAAAAAUGAUCAUACCCAACACUAGUAACUCAGUGAUGAAAAGACAAUGAGUUCAUUAAAAUAGUGUUGAUAGAAUACUAUCAAAUACAGUUUCAUAAAAAAUGCUCUCCUUUGUAAUAUAACCAUUGGUGGAGUGCUUGAAACUUAAAAUGUGCUAGAAAUGUGACUCAUUUGUGGUGCUGCCACACAGCUUGGGUUGUUACAAUUUAUGUACCAUCUCAGCCUAAAUAUUAUUUAUGCAUAGGAAAUGUGUUAACUAGUGUUAAUUUGCUCAAAUUGAACUCCUGCAAUAAUAUUUCAUCACAAAACAUGCUCUAUGUGUGUGUUCACUGUCUUUGUUAACUUUAAGUUAAGUGUUACUUGAAAGAUCAAUUUGACAAUCACAUAAUUCAGUUUAUAUUGUGUCAAGUGUAUUCUUGAUAACAAUAUACAUCCCUUGUAUCCACUAUAAGUUUUUACCCACUAUGAAAUUGACUACAGUGGUUUAUUCUUUACCAAGAAUUACUAUAACACAGUGUAGUGUACUGUACUAUAUUGUACAGUUCUGUACCAAACCAUUUUGUAAUGUGAUGGUAUCUUAAGUAUUGUACAUUCAUUAUCGAGUGCGUAAAAGAUUGUGAAAAAAUUCCAAGUUGUGAUCCUUGAUAUUCAUGAAACAUUACUAAUAAAAAUCAGAGAGUACCUAUUUAUUUUACCAUUUCAAUUAUUUUAAUUUUUUUUAUUAUAUACUUAGUUAUAAUUACAUUUUUUCUUUCUUCCCUUUUAUGUACUAUUUGCAUGGCAUUUUACAAGCUUCAAAUUGAAAUUACCAACCCACGCUGCUGUAGCAGAUAAUAGCUAUUGUAACGUAGCUUGUUUGCUACUAUUUUAUCAUAUUUUCAAUAUUAUCUUAAUCUUUUUUAAUAAUAUUUCUAAACAUAAUUUUUUUCUGCUUUAUUAUAUAUUUAUUCCAUGAUUUAUUCAUUGAUCAUUAAGUUCAGUUCUCAUUGUGAAUUAAUACAUCUAGAAUUUCCUAAUAUGAAAAUGAAUUUAUUACCUUUUUAUUGUCUUUCAUUAGACCGCCUUAAAAUAUGUUGUUGAAAGGUGUGACAAAAUGUUUUUGUGGUAUUAUUUUCAUUUCUUUUCCUUUCAUUUUCUGUUUCUGAUUUAAAAUGGUGUGUCUUUGCAAGCACGCAGCUAGAAACUUCACACCUCAUCAUCUUGACUUCCUCUUCUGUGCCUUCAUUUUUUUUCUUUUUCUUCCCUUUCUUUCUUUCUCUCACAAUGUUCAUGUACUUUGCUUGUCUUCCUUCUCAGAUUACUCCUUUAUAAAUUCCAAUUUUUAUGGUGGAUUGAGACUUAGAAUUUGUAUUAUGCUCAAUAUAAAAGAUGUAUCCUCUUAUUCUAAAGUUACCUGUAUCUGAUAGUUAUUUAUACUCUUUUUGAAACACAAUAGUGACCAUAAUAUACUACACACACUAUAGGAGAUACUGAUUCAUUAAUGUGGUUUCUGUCUUAAUUACUUAUUAUUUCUGAAAUUGGUAUCAAAAUUUAAAUAUUCUGAUUAGAUGUAUUCUUAGUAUCUCUCAGGUAUAAAUACCAGAAAAAUUAAAGGAUUUCAACAGUUUUACUUCCUUUUUAUUAUUUUAUUAAUUGUCACAUCUGUCAACUCAUAUUAUCUAUCAUCCUUUCAUAUUUUCCGUUUCAUGUUUUUCUUUGAUUCCCAUUUUAUUUCCAUUCCAAACAAAUCACUUUUAAGACAAUAAAAUUCCAAUAAUCUAGCAUUGUUGUCUGUUCAAAGAAUUAUGUUUUAACAGUAUUCAUAAUUCAAUGACAGUCAUGCUGUAAGAUAUGGCUGAUAUAUAUAAAAUUGCGUGUGUGUUUGACAACACAAAUAUUUCCCUUAACCUUACUCACAUUUUGUAAUGUUUUUUUGUUGUUUUUUCUACAUUAAUUGUGAUAAAUAUUUGAAUAUUAUGUAUAGGACUUCCCGGCCCUUUCUUUUACCUGCAAAUAUUUUCAAAUAAUUUCUUAAAAAAUUGAUUCCACUUGUAUCUCCUUAUCUUCUUUUUAUUCUUAAAUUAAACACAAUUCAGUCAAAAUAACUGGUACUUUUCAACAUGUGGCUGAUAUCCGAAUGGGCAUAUCAGUAAUUUUUGUGUGGAAAUCAUAAUUUUGUGAAACCUUUGCAAUUAAAUUUAUUAUUAUUACUUCUACUAUUGCUAAAAUUAUUAAUUGCUGAUGUUAUUAAAAUUACUGGGAAUUCCACCACCAUUGGGAAACCCUGAGAUACUCUCUGUAACACUCAAUCUUCCUCUUCAAAAGAUGUGAAAAUGUUCCUUUGUUUAAAUACCUUAGAUUUGUUAGCCUUAUGCAUAAAAUGGAGAAGAGCAUUAUGAUUUGCAAGAGAUAAAAUUUCUAGCAUUGAUUUAAAAAAAGUUCUAGCUGUUAUUUUGUGACAACACGCAAUUUUAAAAUAACUUCAAAGUAAUUUGGAUUAAAUGGAGAUCUGACUGAAUGGUACAAUUUUGGUACACCACUUAAUAAUUUGCAAAAUUUUAACAUUCUCAUUUUAAUAAUAA
Molecule: messenger RNA, 5459 nt
Organism: Gryllus bimaculatus (two-spotted cricket)
Lineage: Eukaryota; Metazoa; Arthropoda; Insecta; Orthoptera; Gryllidae
Source: the annotation of a GenBank genome assembly